AUGUCAGCUCAAUCAGGGAAGAAUUGUUCUGUAUGUUUUGUUUGUCUCGGAAAUAUUUGUCGGUCACCAAUGGCAGAGAUUGUCAUGUUGGCUUUGAUAAAGGAAAAGAAGGCAAAAGUUGAUUUCAUUGUUGAUUCUUGUGGUACGGCUAGUUAUCACGUCGGAGAGGAGCAUGAUGAUAGAACACUUUCCACAUGUAAAAAGUAUUAUCCAUGGUUAAAUACUGAUGAUAUGAGAGCGAGACAAAUUUGCCAGGAUGAUUUUGAAGAUUUUGAUUAUAUUCUAGUAAUGGAUGAAUCAAAUUUGAGAAAUGUUAAUUCAAUUAGAAAGAACAAGUCUGGAAAAGCUAAGGUCCAAUUAUUAGGUUGUUAUGACCCUGAAAAGAAGAAUUCAAUUGUGGAAGAUCCAUAUUAUGGUGGAAUGAGUGGAUUUGAGUCAAUUUUCAAACAAAUUAAGAGAAGUUUGGAAAAUUUCAUUCAAAUAAUUGAGUCAGAGCAAUAA
Messenger RNA from Naegleria gruberi, 501 nucleotides. RefSeq lists its product as uncharacterized. Gene Ontology annotation, cellular component: cytoplasm. Gene Ontology annotation, biological process: protein dephosphorylation. The coding region runs from base 1 to 501 and encodes 166 amino acids. Gene Ontology annotation, molecular function: non-membrane spanning protein tyrosine phosphatase activity; acid phosphatase activity. The record is from RefSeq and is a predicted model, not a curated record. The transcript has a single exon. NCBI's taxonomy places the organism in Eukaryota, Heterolobosea, Eutetramitea, Acrasida, Naegleriidae.